UGCAACUAUGUUAUGUUAACUUUUUAUGUAUAAAUAUUCCUAAAAUUCCACUAUUUGUUUGGAAAUAUGGAUCAAUUAGAGGUGUGUAGAGGUAACUUGAUGUCUUACGAGAAAUCUGGAUUCGAUCGGGAAUUUAUAAAAUAUACUGAGUACCAGCUGUCCGUCACUCCAAAAGCUGCUGUCCUUAUCCCAUUAUUUAUCAAAAAUGGCCAAAUUCACGUCUUGUUAACUCGACGAUCCCAUAGCGUAGGAUCUCAUAAAGGAGAGGUUUCUUUUGCUGGAGGAAGAGAAGACAAACAAGACUCGAGUAUUGUAGAAACAGCUUUACGAGAAGCACAAGAAGAAGUUGGGUUAGAUCCAAAAUAUGUUGAAGUAAUCUCGACAUGGAAGCCCAGUUGGGUCGGAGUUGGAUUCAGUAAUUCAAAGCUCUCGUUAGUUUAUCCUGUCAUUGCUAUACUUAAGCCUGGAUUUAUAGUACAUGCAGACAGUUCUGAGGUUUCAGAGGUGUUUGACGUUCCUCUGGAAUUUUUUCUUUCCUCAGAAACCCAUGAACAUGGCAAACUUUCGUUUCAAGGUAAACAAGUGUGUUACCACAUUUUCCGAUAUCACAAUUCACUGGACAUCGUUGAUAAGAACGUUGAUAAAUCGGAGCAGAAAGAAGGGUAUAUAAUUUGGGGAUUUACUGGAACUAUAUGCAUGAGAACUGCUGUCGUUGCCUAUGGAAGAUUGCCAUCUUUUACUCUUGUCAAUGAACAUGAGAAAAAAGGACUUGGUGGCUACAUCAACUACAUCAAUAAUGACAGCUCUGUUUGUAAAAACGAGUCGAAGUUGUAGAAUGAUAUUAUAUAUGCAAUUCAUUAGUUUACUGAGUUAAUUUUACUGAAUGGGCAUCCUUAACAGUAAAGACCUACUCUCUGAAGCAGGGGUCAGCACAAUUCAAUAGCCAUAUGACCAAUGCCAUAACCUGAUCAUCAGCACAUGUACCCCACCCCCUCCCCCUAUACAAUGCUUUUUGCUUUUUGACAUGGAUAUAGAUAGCAUGGAUCGUGAUGUACCUUUGACCAUAUAAUAAAUGGAUUUCAGCUCAUGCCAUCAUAA
Molecule: messenger RNA, 1098 nt
Organism: Actinia tenebrosa (Australian red waratah sea anemone)
Lineage: Eukaryota; Metazoa; Cnidaria; Anthozoa; Actiniaria; Actiniidae
Product: nudix hydrolase 11-like
Source: RefSeq, a predicted model, not a curated record